Pimephales promelas (fathead minnow) is the source of this 2107-nucleotide messenger RNA. NCBI's taxonomy places the organism in Eukaryota, Metazoa, Chordata, Actinopteri, Cypriniformes, Leuciscidae. The record is from RefSeq and is a predicted model, not a curated record.
UGUCGCGUGCGCGCGCACACACACACACACAAUCAGCUGAAUCGGCCACUGCCUUAGUGAGCGACAGACCGUGGAUAAACACGAGCUUUUCUUUCCGAGACGGUAACAAUUGACAGUUAGAAGUUGACGUACAGUAUUAGAGACGAAAGAUGGAGGCAAACCUGCCUGAAGAUCUGGCGAAUCUGUCAGAGCUGGACGAGAAAAGUUUGCUGGAUGUUUUGACUGGACGUUUUACACAGAACCUAAUCUAUACAUAUAUAGGAGACAUCUUGGUGGCUAUUAACCCAUUUAAAUAUCUUUCAAUCUAUGAAAAAGAGGUGUCUGAGCAAUAUAAGUGCCAUGAGAAGAAGUCUUUGCCCCCUCAUAUAUUUGCUGUGGCGGAUCGAGCAUAUCAGUCCAUGUUGGGACGUCUGGCCACGGGACCCAAGAACCAGUGUAUCGUGAUCAGUGGUGAGAGCGGCGCGGGUAAAACCGAGAGCACCAAACUUCUGCUGAGACACAUCAUGGAGCUGUGCAAGGCCAACUCUCAGCUAGAGCAGCAGAUCCUGCAGGUGAAUCCACUGCUCGAGGCCUUUGGAAAUGCUCAGACGGUCAUGAAUGACAACAGCAGUCGCUUCGGGAAAUAUAUCCAACUUCGCUUCCAGAACUCUUCAGUGAAAGGGGCCAAAAUCAACGAGUACCUCCUGGAGAAAUCCCGUGUGGUUCACCAGGAUGAGGGUGAGCAGAACUUCCACAUCUUCUACUUUAUGUUGGCCGGCAUUUCCAUUGAGGAUAAAGAGAUAUAUGGCCUCCUGGAUCCUACACACUACCGUUAUUUGAAUGGCAGGUUUGGGCAGGAAGACGUAGUGCAGGCCUGGCGUGUGAAAUAUGCUGAGGUGUGUAACGCCAUGGACAUGGUUGGAUUUGAAGAGCAGGAAAAGGUGGACAUGAUGACUAUUCUUGCUGGCAUUCUGUCCCUGGGUAACAUCACUUUUGAAACAACAGACAGCGACGCACUGAAGGUGUCAGAGACGUCACGCGGCUGGCUAAAAGCUACUGCAGGUCAGUUUGGCGUUCAGGAAGAGGAUUUACUGAAGAGUCUGAUCUGCACCAUGUCAGUGACGCGAGGAGAGGCCAUCCAGCGACUCCACAACCAGCAGCAGGCUGAAGAUGCCAGAGAUUCCAUCGCUAAAGUGGCCUACGGUCGCGUCUUCGGAUGGAUCGUCAGUAAAAUCAACGAGCAGCUUGCUCCUAAUGUAGAUUUUGACGUGGAGCUUAAUGAAAUAGGAAUCCUUGACAUCUUUGGUUUCGAGAACUUCGCUGUGAACCGGUUUGAGCAGAUCUGCAUCAAUCUAGCUAACGAACAGCUCCAGUACUUCUUCAACCAUCACAUUUUUUUGAUGGAACAGAAAGAAUAUAAAGAGGAAGGCAUCACAUGGGAGACCAUAACCUACAAGGACAACAAGCCCAUACUGGACCUGUUCCUCACGAAACCCAUCGGGAUUCUCUCUCUGCUGGAUGAGCAAAGUGCCUUUCCUCAGGCCACUGACCGAGAUUUUGUUGACAAGUUAAACAGCAAAUUUAAAGCGGCUCCCAACUUUGAGGUUGUGCGAAACCACACCCCUCUGUUCACUAUUGUGCACUACGCUGGGAAGGUGCAAUACAACGCAAGCGGUUUCCUUGAGAAAAACCGGGACACAAUACCAGCCAACAUUCGUGAGCUCUUCAUCAACAGCGUCACUCCUCUACUCAGUGUUUUGUUCGCAGCUACAAUUUCUCGAACAGGCACUCUGAUGCCAAGGAAAGCCAAGUUACAAGUUGCAGGUGACAACUUUAACUCAACCAGGAAGCAGUCUGUUGGUGCGCAAUUCAAGCAUUCCCUGGCUGUCCUUAUGGAGAAGAUGUUUGCCGCCAGUCCACACUUUGUUCGGUGCAUCAAACCCAACCGAAGCAAACAGCCUGAUCAACUAGACAGUAAACUGGUGAUGGAUCAGCUGAGAUACAACGGUCUAAUGGAAACAAUCCGAAUCCGGCGGGACGGUUUCUCAUGGCGUCCAACUUUCAAGGAGUUUGCAGAGAGGUACAACAUUCUGCUGCUGAAACCGGAUCUCCCGUCAGACAAGAGCAG